AUGUCGAAGGGUCUGGGACAUGUCCCGAAUCGCCUCGGCUUGAAUUAUGGAAAUAAAGCAAGUAAAGUGAGGAAACCUCCGCCAUCACCUAUCAAGAUGCAAGAUAAGACCAAGGGGUUGGAUCGACGUCUAAAGGAGCAACACAAUCAAGAUAGGAAGACUCAAGACAAAGUCAAGGAUUUGAAACGGCACUUAGAGGAACAACGCAAUCAACAUGAGAAGAUGCAAAAUGAGAUCAAGGAGUCGGAACGACGUCUAGAGGAGCAAUACAAUCAAAAUGGGAAGACUCAGGACAAGGUCAAGGAUUUUGAACGACGUCUGGAGGAGCAAUACAAUCAAAAUGAGAAGAUGCAAAAUGAAAUCAACUACUUGAGACAGCGUUUAGAGGAACAAUACGAUCAAAUUGAGAAGAUUCAAGAUAAGACCAAGGACCUGGAACGGCGUUUAGAGGAACAACGCGAUCAAAAUGAGACGAUGCAGGAGACCCGAGAUCAGAAGUUGCAGUACUACAAUGAUCAAAUAGAGAAGCUGGAUGAGUCGGUCCAGAAAUUGAUGAGUUGGACAUCGCAGUUAAAGGAUUCUAUUGCGGAAGAUAUUGAAAGACAGCAUCGAGAAAGAGAGGCCCAGGAUAAAAUGCAGGAUGUCCAACAUGCGAUGCAAAAGAUCCUUGCUACUAUCAUGGAACAGCAGCAUAAGCAUAUAUCGGAUAUGAUUGAGUUUCAAACGCAGUUACCGAACAUGAUUCGAGGAGAAUUAUCUCUUCAACAAGCAUCGAGUUUAGAACCAUGGCUUGGCAGAGACCCAGGUUUUGAUGCCAAAUCCAUACGGUAUGAAUAG
Molecule: messenger RNA, 837 nt
Organism: Botrytis porri
Lineage: Eukaryota; Fungi; Ascomycota; Leotiomycetes; Helotiales; Sclerotiniaceae
Exons: 1
Coding region: 1-837 (278 amino acids)
Source: RefSeq, a predicted model, not a curated record